Molecule: messenger RNA, 880 nt
Organism: Macadamia integrifolia
Lineage: Eukaryota; Viridiplantae; Streptophyta; Magnoliopsida; Proteales; Proteaceae
Product: lamin-like protein
Exons: 2
Coding region: 102-635 (177 amino acids)
Cellular component (GO): plasma membrane
Molecular function (GO): electron transfer activity
Source: RefSeq, a predicted model, not a curated record
AGCUUUUCUGAUAAGAGAGGGAAAGAGGCUUAAAUUUUGCUUAGAAGCCUAGAAGAAGAGAGACAGAGCUAGAGAGAGAGUGAGACAUUGUAGAGCAGGCAAUGGCGGUGGUGGGACGAGGCAUUGCAUCGCCAGGGGUGGUUCUAACCCUCACAGUGGCGGUGCUGUUGGUGAUGAUAUCGAGAGUUUCUUCCACAAGAUACAUCGUCGGAUCGAACAUGGGAUGGACUAGCAAUGUGAACUACACUAAUUGGGCCAAAGGCAAACACUUCUACCUUGGAGAUUGGCUCUUUUUCGUGUAUGAUAGGAACCAGAUGAACGUGUUGGAGGUGAACAAGACUAAUUACGAUCAAUGCAUAGAGACUCAUCCAAUCCACAACUGGACGACGGGAGCUGGGAGAGAUGUGGUUCCCCUCAAUGUGACCAAACGUUACUACUUCAUCAGUGGCAAAGGUUUCUGCUUCGGUGGAAUGAAGAUCUCCGUGCUUGUCGAAAACCUGCCGCCGCCGCCAACGGCGUCGCUGAACGAAAAGAGCGGAUCUCCUCCAACCUUUUGUAGCUACAGAGGUCACAUUGUUUUACCAGCUGCGUUCGCCAUUGCUGCUGUUUGGAACUCCUUCCUUCGUUUCUGGUAGCCCUUUUCUCUUUUACUGUUUUCGUGUUUGAUGAGAGUGAGAGAUAGUGUGUGAAAGCGAGAGAUCGAGGGAGUGACAUUAAUGAAUCUGUCUGUCACUUCCCCCUCCUCAGUCCUCCCCCCUUUUUUUUAUUUUUUUAUUAGAGAGAUUUUUCAAAUCAUAGGGAGAAUCUGUGCUUGUCCGCCGCAAGUCAUGGCGGUUCUUGAUGUAGUCUCGUGUGAUGUGAUUUCUCUUGUUAUGUUCCA